GUUCAAUGAACUCUGGUUGUCAAAAUCACCUGUAUUCGUUUGACUUUGUUCGUUUAUUUGUCGAAAAGAUUUUUGGUUAUAGGAUGUGAAAUUAUCUACAAAGUUAAUUUUUCUACAAGAUAGCCGUUAUUUUUAAGUAUCAAGUUAUAAUUCUCAAUGUUUACGGAAAAGUGUUCACGUGACCUCCGGACGAAGUAAACACAACAGAUGUCUCGGACGAAACACGUCAAAAACCCUCGAAAUAUCGAAAAUUUAGAUGAAUUAAAGACCCGUUUUCAUGCAGAUAAGGAAAUGAAGGAUAGAGCUAUGAGAUGAUAAAAGUUUUUUGGUGAUAAGGCGGAAGAUGAAGCCUGAGACAGCAUCAGAAGACAUGGAAGACUGUGUUUGUGACCCGAUUGAUUUGUUUGUUGAUAUGGGAAUGUUGAUAACAGAAGGCAGGAUACCAGAUCUAUCUCCUAAGAGGAGAGUUGAAGGUCCACAUUGUCCUAGCCUUGAUCAGAGCCACAGUUGUGAUAGACAUAGAGAGCAGGUAAGACUUUGUGAUAACAGAAGGCAGGAUACCAGAUCUAUCUCCUAAGAGGAGAGUUGAAGGUCCACAUUGUCCUAGCCUUGAUCAGAGCCACAGUUGUGAUAGACAUAGAGAGCAGUGUCGAAAAGCAGACCAGCUCAGGAAACAAAUGCUGAUGAUGUGUAGAAACAAAAUUCCAAUGCGAGUGGAUGUUUUACUACUCCCCAAAUGUGAUCAUGGUCAGUUGGAGGCUUCAACAGUAGAGGGAGCCACUGUAUCUUGCCAGGAUACAGCAAUGCUGCUAGAAAGAUGGGAUGUACAAAUAAUCUCUAAAAGAAUGGAGAAGACGGAAUCUGGCUGUGUUACAGGAAGAUUUCUACUACAGGCCAUCAGAUCGUAUCUACAUUUUUCACAGCUGAGUUCCUGGAUGAUUUCCAGUUUAGGUUGCCUCCCUUUUGAAGUUAUUUACAGGUUGUAUGCUCCUGGAGAGACUGUCAAUUACAGCUUUAAAGUCAUUCCAAAUGUACACCACUUUCCACAAUCAGACAUGACGCAUGCCACAAUGAAAGUAUCUGUGGCAUCACUGCCACGCCCUCAGGAUAUUCCACAUCUUACUUGUAUAGAAUGUGGUAAAGGUCGACAAAAGAAACAGGACAAGUUUACGAAAGCAAGAACCUCACAUAGAACUUCAACAAAUGUGCACCCGUCAGAAAGACCACACUCCUCAAAGUCUUUAGGAUUAGAUCAGUAUAGCUUGAAAUCAUUGGAGAGUCAUCACAGACGUAAAAAAUCUGACCAAUCAGAUCACAGACAUACAAAAAUUGACCAAUCAAGUAAUGGACAUACAAAAUCUGACCAAUCAGAUCACAGACAUGAAAAAUCAGACCAAUCAGAUAAUGGACAUGCAAAAUCUGACCAGUCAGAUAACAGACAUAAAAAAUCUGACCAAUCAGACCAAACGAAAAAUAAAAAGUCUGACAAAUUAGAUAAUAAUUUGUGUCUGCCUUCUCGACCCAAAUCUCCUAAAGUUUCCGAUGAAGAUGAUGGAUGUAUAGAAUCAAUCCCAAGGUCAAAGUUAGGUCAGCAAUCAAGUGAAGGACAAGUUGUUUCUGAUCAAAAAUUGUUUUAUCACAAACCUCCGUCUGGAAGAAAACUGAAAACAAAUGAAGAUGACGGAACUUAUAACUCUUCAGUUGCCAUGGGAACAGAUCUGAAGAAAGUGUCAAACAUUUCUAUGCAAACAGUCAGCCCCGGUGCUAGCAGUAACCAAUCCCAGGGUGCUUCACAUUUUUGUUAUGCAAAAAAACUUUUGAAGGAGAGUCUGAAGGUCAAACCUCUUACAUUUAAAGGAGACUCACAUUCCAAACAUUCUACUGAUCCAGAUACACUGAUUAAACGUCUUCCAAGCCCUAAAGUCUUGUUCACAACAAAUUCUAAAAGUCAAAACACAACUUACAAAAAACGUAAGAUUGACCUCAGUGACCUUGCUGAGAAUGUAGAAGAUAAGAUUAUGUAUUCUGAUUUGUCAGAUCUAAUGAAACCCCUCCAUUCGGAGGAGUUAGAGUCGUACCUCGCUAGUCUUUCUCACCGAGUACCAGACAAGGUCAUCCAUGACAGUAUUGGUUCAAUACCUCUAACCAAAUGUAAAUUCUUCAUAGGUGAACAUUUAAAUGACAUUGAGGCUAGUGAUAGGAAAACAAGUUGUGAUAGAAUUGAUAAUCAAAAGGAUGUUACUCAAGUUGAAAAAAGGGAUUUUAUUACAGACAUUGAUGACGGGAUUAUAUCUGAAAAGGACAGAACUUGUGAUAGUGGAGAAAAUACAAAUUCUUCAACAUUCCACAAAACACAGGAAAAACAAAAAGUCUUUCAAGAAAAAGUUAGUCCGACAUUACAUGAUGAAGUUAUAAAAUUAUCAGUACAAAAAUCUAGUCUAGAUAUUACAGACAAAUGUGAUAGACCUAAGUCAGGGUCUCGUGGUCGAGAAACUGUGGCAAAACGUUUGUUUAAAAGUUUUUCUGAACCCGGACCAGAUUUUGAAAAACUUUCGCUAUCUCUUGUUAAUGAUGGACACCAAAGUGGUAUAUCACAUGAUGGUAACCAUGGUUGCAGGUCACAUGAUGGGUCUCCUAAUGGUUUGUCAUUGACAGACGAUGAAUCUAGUGAUAACUCUACUCCAACCAAUAGUCUUUCAGAAUGUAAUGCCAAUCAUUUUAAAAAUGAAAAACAAUUUACUCAUAAUGCAUCACCAUCAAUAAAGGAUUUUAAACCUACCUCAAAUAGUGACGGAGAUCUUAAUGAUUCUUUGGAAGAGGAAAUAGCUAAGCUGCAUCUUUCUGAUAAUAAAUGUGUUGGGUUGGUACAGAAUAACUCUGUCACAAUGGUAACUUCAGAAAAGAAGAAAGAAGAUAAACUAGCGCUCGGGAAGACAUUGUGUAAACAUUUAAUGACGAAAGAACUCAACAAAAUGGGACGGCCUGAUGAUAUUUCUAUGCCAAACCAAGAAGAAAUCAUGAUAUUCCAGAGAAAUCUGGGAAAGAGCUCCAGUAUGAUGUUCAGCACAGCAACAGGGCUUCCAACAAGGUCUAGUCCGGCACCGACAAAGAGAAAAUCAUCAGGUGGCAGAUUUGAUUAUGAUAAUACUCUAAUAAGUACCAAAGCUAUCAAAAAUGCUUUAUCCUGCUCAAAAUUAGCCUUGCAGUCUGAGAGCUCUACUGACCAUGAAGAAUCUCAGAAAGUUCUUAGUACAAGUGCACCUGCUUCAACAAAUUGCCUUCUGGGAAAUUUUGAGGAAUCUGUGUUGAAUGGAAGAAUAGAACCAAUAGGAGUGGUUGAAGGAUUCACUGCAGAGAUUGGUGCAGGUGGAAGCUUUUGUCCAAAACAUAUCACACUGCCGGUCACAGCUUACUUCUUCCAGUUGUCUGACGACAAUGCUCCCUCACCAUAUUUAGGUCAUCUUAACCUAGAAUCGCUUGGAAAGAAAGGCUAUAAGAUCCCAACCUGUGGAACAGUACAAGUUACAUUGUUCAAUCCAAACAAGACAGUCGUUAAGAUGUUUGUUGUUAUGUAUGAUAUGAGUGACAUGCCAGCUAACUGUCAAACGUUUCUGAGACAAAGAACAGUUUAUAUGCCUGCAGACACAAACAGCACAGAACCAACUUUCCUACGUUAUCUCAUACAUCUCAGAUUUGCCAGCAGUAGAUCUGGUAAGAUUUAUCUCCACACAGAUAUCAGACUCAUCUUUGCCAGGGACAAAUUUGAAUUUGACCCCAGGGUUGCGAACUACGAACUUCGAUCUUUUACAGAAGGACCACAAAACCCAAAGUUCUCCCCGAAAAGAUGAUGAAGAUUUUAUUUAGUUUUCCUAGAAUUUUGUUGAAUGGUUGUCAAAGAACUUACAGGAAUGACAGAGUGAAUAUUUGUUGAUUUUAUUGAGUUUUUAUUUAUAUUUAUUUAUUUUAUGAGAAUGAUAAAGUUAUUGUCAGAAAUAUUUAUUAUAUAUACAUAUGCAUUCUUUUUAUAUUGAUCUAUAAAGGUCAAAGUUUAGUUAGAAAGGUCAAGGUCAUGUUCAAAAGAAGUCAUUCUCUUAUUUUUUUUAUCUCUUUGAUAAUACAGUCAAAAUAGAUAUUUUGUAAAAAUAGUGUUAACUAUAUUUUCAUCCAAAAAAUAAUUGAAAGAAAUUGGUAGUGUCUUCAUAAAAGGCACAAAUCUUCACACAGAUAAUGUAAAUGUUUAUUCACUUUUGAAAAAUGAAAACCAUUAGAGUGCCUUGUCUGUUGAAUUGGAGUUUUUUGUUUGUGUACACUCAAGCAAGAUAAUCAGUAACUAGUCCAAAUUUCAAAGAAGUUCUUAAUCCGUAAUUUUUGUUUUAAAAAUCCAUAAUUAUAGAUUAUCGUUGAUCAUCUCAACGAGAUUGAUUUUCUCGCUUGAGCUGGUACAGCGAAAGUGAGAAAAGCUAUCGAGUUGAGAUGACCAAUGAUAAUCUAUUUAUCGCUAUUUUACCUAUGACGACGUUGUCAAUUUCAUGUCAAUUUCGUUAGCAACGCCACGUGCAUGCUUAGUUUCUAGUGAUAAUUUUUCCAUCUCAAGCGAGAAGCAUGAUAUGAAAAUUAUCACAAAAAAAGAUUAAAGGAAAAAUGCUCAAAAUAGCGAUAAUAAUUAAUACAGAUAUACAUGAUAAGUUCUUAUUAUGGUAGUAAGGUCAAAAACCUUGUCAAAAAAGUUUUUACUAACAAUUUAAAAAAAUAUUGUUAUAAAUGGAGAACUUGUGAUUGGUAAUGACCUUGACCUUUCACUUGACAUUAUAUUUAAUUUUCUGAUAAAUAGUAUGGGAAAUAUGUUUCAGAUGCUUGUUACUAUGGUGAUUGUUAAUGAAUACUUGUUAAGUUAUUAGUGUGUUUUAUUUUUGUUGACUGUUCAGAGUUAUCCCCCUUGAAUUAUGGAUGUGUUUUUUGUUGUUGAGGAAAAUGCAUUGAUUUUUGUCAAGCCUGUGACUUUUGUCGCAUAAGAGAGACAAAGUGAUCCUGCAUUCCGUUGGUGGCGACGGCGUCCACACAUAUUCAUUCUAUGGUGAGCUUUUUAAAUUUAAAUAACUUUCUUAAAACUAUCGUGGAUUUGUACCAAACUUAGACAGUAGUGUGUUUAUGAUAAAAAGCUAGUAUCAAGAAGGAAAUUUUGUAAAUAAUUAUUCUUCUGUUUUACUGUAUAUUUCUGAUAAAUGGACUUCAUGUUUCUUCAAGUUUACAUUACAUACAUUCUGCAUUUGAUUUAUUAAAAACAUUUAUAAGAAUUUAUAAACAUUCUGGAUUUUUACCAAAUUUGAACAGAAGCUACUUACAAUCAAAUAUAUUAUCUAAAUGAAAGUUUGUAUUUAUUUUUGUUGAGUCUGCGACUACCAGCAAAAGUAGGCAAGACACUUCUUCAUAUUUGUGAAGAAUUGGUUAUGACCAAUAUUUUCAGUGUGCUUGUAUAAGCAUCUUAAAAUAUUUUUUAUUAAAAAUGUAAGACUUAAGGUGGUACCCAAAACCUGAACUAAAAUUAAUUUAGCUCGUUUAAUUUUCUUUAAAUUUUUGAAAAAAGUAUUUGCUUUGACCCUUUGACAAAAAUUCAAAAAAAUUGAACCAACCGGUUAAUCAGAAAAAUUACACUGGUUAUAUAGCAGUUUGACAAACACUAAUUUGAUCAUUGAGAAGAUUAAUAUUCCUUUUACAACACAAUGUAAUUAAAA
Molecule: messenger RNA, 5732 nt
Organism: Mytilus trossulus (common blue mussel)
Lineage: Eukaryota; Metazoa; Mollusca; Bivalvia; Mytilida; Mytilidae
Product: atos homolog protein A-like
Exons: 12
Coding region: 678-3848 (1056 amino acids)
Source: RefSeq, a predicted model, not a curated record